AUGAAAUUAAUUAAAAAAUUAUUGGAAGAUGAAGAAGAUUCAUUCUUUAAAAAUAAAAUCGUUUUUAAAAAUUUUGUAAUUAAAAAAGUUUUUAAAAAGUAUUUACAAUUUAUAAAUGUAACCACAGGAAAUAAUGAAAAUAGUUCAGUUGAUCUUCAAUCAUUAUGUACUCAAUUAAUAAAUGAGUUUGGUCAUUUAGAAUUAUCAGUUCAAAAAGCUCAAACAAUCUCUGAAACUUGUACAGAUGAAACUUUAUAUUAUCAACAACUAAGUAAACAAAGAGAAAUUGAAAUAGAAAAUGAAAAAAAAGAAAUUGCAAUUUUAAAAGAAACAUUGGAUUAUGAAAAAAAACAGAGACAAUAUAAAGAACAAUACUUGGCAUUAUAUAAAGCCAUUAAUGAAAAACCCUCAACCGAACAAACUGAAAAAGAAAUUGAAAAAGCUCAAAAAGAGUUAAAUGAAAUAACCGAUCAAACAAAUAAAACUACCUCAAAAUUAGAAUUAAGAACCAAACAAUUUCAAUUACUUUUACAUACUUUAAAUGAAUUGGAAAAGAAUUUAGAUGAGUCAAUUCCUUUCAUUGAAAAUAGUAAUAAUAAUAAUAAUAAUAGUAAUAGUGAUCAAUCAAAUACACCUAUGGAAAGUUAA
This is a messenger RNA of Dictyostelium discoideum AX4, 648 nucleotides long. RefSeq lists its product as hypothetical. Gene Ontology annotation, cellular component: nuclear speck; cytoplasm; THO complex part of transcription export complex. The record is from RefSeq and is a predicted model, not a curated record. The transcript is spliced from 3 exons. Bases 1 to 648 code for a protein of 215 amino acids. Lineage: Eukaryota; Evosea; Eumycetozoa; Dictyosteliales; Dictyosteliaceae. Gene Ontology annotation, biological process: mRNA processing.